AUGUAUUUACAAGCAGCACGAUCCAUAGCAGCAUUUGCUGGUAUGUGUGAUCGUGGCUUAGCUGAAGAUAUGUAUGAAGUAGCUGAACGAGACGAUACAACAAUAAAUGCAUUAACAAUUUUACAUAAUCAUGAUUAUGAUUGUAAACGUGCUAUACAAGCACUUGUUAAAUGUCCAAUACCAAAAGGUAUUGAUAGAAAAUGGUCGGAUGAUGAUCAAAAAAAAUUUAUUAAAGGUUUAAGACAAUAUGGAAAAAAUUUUUUUCGUAUACGUAAAGAUCUUUUACCUCAUAAACAAACAUCAGAUCUUGUCGAAUUUUAUUAUUUAUGGAAAAAAACUCCUCAAGCACAAACAACUCGUUCACGUCGACGACAACGUCCAUGUUCAACAUCUGCUAUUCUAUCAACUACACCAACACCAGCUAAACAACGUAAUACAAAAAAUAAUAAUAAUAAUAAUAAUAAUAAUAAAGAUGAAUCAGAACAUAAUUCUGAUAAUGACGAUAAUCAAAUUACAACAGAUUUUGAUGAACAAUAUUGUCGUCAUUGUCAGAUAGCAUCAAAAAAUUUACAAAUAGCUGGACAUGAUAAUCAAUUAUUAUGUUAUUCUUGUCGAAUCUAUUAUGAAAAAUCUGGUCAAAUGCCAAUAAUAAAUCUUGAAUGUUCACCUUAUUUAUUUAAGCCAUUAAAUAGAACAAGUUCAACAUGUACUAAUAGUAAUAAACGAAAACGAAGUAAACCAAUACAAUCACCAAAUGAUAAUAAUUCAUUAUCAACACGUUCAAAAAAGAAAACUUGUCUUAAUGAAAAAGUUUCAUUGAUUAAACAAAAAAUUGAAGAAGAACAAGAAUCAACAAUAAAAAAAGAAAUUAAAUUAGAAGAACAAGAAAAUGAAAAACCAUCAUCAUUUUCAACAAAUUCUUCUCUUGUUAUUAAAACAGAAGAUUUAAAUUUACGAAUUCUUACACCAACACCAUGUAAACAAGAAUUUAAUUCUCCAUCAUCAAUGCUUUCAGAUAAUACGACAAAAAUUCUCAUUGAUCAUACGAAACAAAAUAAUACUAAUGCAUUAAUAACUUCACCUUCUUCAGCAUUUUCACGUACAUCAAAACAAUCAUUAAUACCAAAAAUUUCCGAUGAAUCUAAUUCAUCAUUAAAAUCAAAUACAAAUCAUUCAACAAUUCUUAAUAAUAAUAAUGUAUCAACAGUUAUAUCAAAAGAUAAUGAUUUAUCAAAUGAUGAUGAAAAUAUAUCAGAUAAUUCAACAAAUUGUAUUCAAGAAUUUAUUUGUGAUCAAGGACCAUCACCAUUAAUAUGUGAAAAAGAAUGUUAUAAUAGAUCUCAAGAAAUUAUUUUAUUACAAGUCUAUGAUCGAUCAAAAUCUCAAAAUUCUUGUGCACGUACUGAUAUUAUUCUUAAACGUCGUUUGCCUAUACGCCAAAAACAAACUGAAAAACAACAAGAUUUACCAUCAUCAACUACAACAAUCAUCAAUGUUAAACAAGAAGAUCGAAAUUUAUCUAAAUUAUCAUUUUCUUUGGAUAAAGGACGAUCAAUGCAUCAUCAAUCUGGUCCACCACCACACCCACUACCAACAACACUUCCACAUCAUGAUUCAUUAUUAAUAAAUCGUAAUAAUCCAUUGUUUCAUCCAUUACCAUUACACGGUCUUGCCAGUGGAUCUAAGCCUUCAUUAGGUUUUCCUUCACCAUUUGGUCCAUCACCCCAUGAAAAUGCUACAUUACGUCAUAUUGAUCCAUUAAGUUUACGUUUGAUGAAUCCUGCUGCAGCUGCUGCUCAAUAUUUUGCUGGUCAACCACCUUUUCCUAAUGGUAUUGGACGUCCAACUCAUGCUGGACUUGAUCCAGCAACAGCUGCGUUUUUAUUUGAUCCUCAUUGUCGUGGUAUGAUUUCACCAUUUGCUAAUACAUCACCGUCAUCAAUAGUACUACCACCACCACCACCACCGUCACUAUCUUCGUUAAAUAAUUCAUUAUCAUCAUCAAAAAUUAAUAAUGGAGCACCUAAUCAUGCUCAUAUUCAUUCACAUUCACGUACACAUUUGCAUUUAGCUAAUUCAAAUGAAUCAUCGUCAAAUACUACAAAUGGUGCACCAUUACCACCAUCAACUCUUUUACCAUUUGCUAAUCCUUUUUCAGGUCUAUCUCAUGGUAAUCCAUUAUUAGAUACCGGUGGUUCGCUAUCAGUACCAAUAAAUUUUGAAGCAAUACAUAAUUUAACACGUGAACGCGAAUUAAUGGCAUUGAUCUUAGCUAAUAAUAGUCGAUUUGAUCCAAUGACAUUAGGACUUGUAAAUUCACUUCAAAUGUCACGUUAUGAUGAUUUUUCUCGAAUGAAUUUAAGAGAACGAACUAAACGUGAACAUAAUGAAAAUGUAUAUCGUCGUUUAAAUUUAGAUAAUGAAAGACAACAACUUCGUUUUCCAUUUCAUCAUCCACCUGAAGAGCUCCUUCGGCGCUUUUGA
Molecule: messenger RNA, 2484 nt
Organism: Rotaria sp. Silwood2
Lineage: Eukaryota; Metazoa; Rotifera; Eurotatoria; Philodinida; Philodinidae
Source: the annotation of a GenBank genome assembly